Molecule: messenger RNA, 789 nt
Organism: Oikopleura dioica
Lineage: Eukaryota; Metazoa; Chordata; Appendicularia; Copelata; Oikopleuridae
Source: the annotation of a GenBank genome assembly
AUGGAAGAGGCUUUGAGUUUGACCGAAAUUAUCAAACAGAAAUUUUUCUUUUUUAACCGAGAUAUCCUCCGAAAUGCGCGAAAGUUCAAAACAUGCGGGGAAAAAUUGAAAACUGAGAAUCAAAAGGAAUUCCAACAACUUGCAAAAAAACUUGUCCAACUCCUUGAAAAGGAACUCGAUGCUGUGAGAUUUUUGGAACGUAUGAUAACACUUGGUUCGCUCGCUGACAAUACUAUUGUCAUUUCCUCGGACGAAAGCGAGGAAACUCAGUCGGACAUUAGAGCGUUUCUUUUGCCAACUUCGACUCCUCUUAAGCAGCCGACCCCAAUCGAGGGAUUAUCGCUUACCCCUAUUCACCAUGAGAACGCUCCGGCUGAAUCAGCGAUAAAUUCUAAAAAUAAGCUUGUGUUUGAAGAUGAUACGAUUUCCAAGACUGAAACAUCAAUGGAGCAGACUUUGAUUGCCGCUGAGAAAGUUUCUACUAAACUGCUGAAUGUGGUUCCAAUCGUCAAUGGUGAAAAAUUGCAAAGCCGAAAGCGUAGCCUUGACGAUGCAUCCUCUGAUCAGAAGAAGAAAAAGCUCUUUGAUGAUAUUAAAAAACGAGCAGACGAUUACGUUCAGGAACACAUUAAUUCCUUAAAAGAAGAUUCCGAUUAUCUAUCCGAUAAAGAAGUCAGCCUUUUCCUCGAAACAAUUGAAGCUGAAACCAAAGAUGAGACAGAUGCUGCCCUCAGCAAGAUCGAGAGCUUCGAAGACCUUCUUGGCUACUUUGACUUGUCCUCCGGCUAA